This is a messenger RNA of Paramuricea clavata, 2519 nucleotides long. NCBI's taxonomy places the organism in Eukaryota, Metazoa, Cnidaria, Anthozoa, Malacalcyonacea, Plexauridae. The record is from the annotation of a GenBank genome assembly.
AUGGUUUUUAAAAUCUUCUUAAAACAUUCAAGAAAUAUUGCUGUACUCAGACAACCCUUUCGUCAUUUUUGCUGCACAAAACUGAAGAGAAAACAAGGUUUUUCAGGAGUGUUAUGUGAUAUAGAUGGAGUCCUAUUACGUGGGCGUCAGCUUAUACCAGGGGCUAGAGAAUCAAUCAAAACUUUAUAUGAUCAAAAUAUUCCUGUUGUAUUUCUUACAAAUCAAGGAUUACAAUUAGAAACAGAUAAAGCAGAAAGUCUUUCCGACAUAUUCGACAUUCAGGUAUUAAAUAAAGUUGUGUGGCAAGCACGAGCUUGCAACCUUAAUAAAUUAUAAUUAACUAUAUUACAGUAAUUAAUAAAAUUGAUUAGUCCACAACAUAGCCAUAUUUCUCCUUGUAGGUGAAACCAGAGCAAGUGGUCCUGUCCCACAGUCCAAUGCGUCUGAAUAAGGAUUUGCUUGACAAAUUUGUUUUAGUUUUAGGUCAGCAAAAUAUACGAGCAACUGCCAACUCAUAUCCUUCUAUGUUUUUAAAAAGGCUGACAGAGACUUUGUCAAUUAACUUUGUCAAUUAAAGGCUGACCUGUAAUGACUUUGUCAAAGGCUGACAGUUAAAGGCUGACAGUGACUUUGUCAUAUACCAUAUCAACAUAUUAAAAUAUACCUUAACUAUUAUCAAACUUGGUUUCACAAAUAUUUGUGAAAUAGAAGACAUCCGAACAGCAUAUCCCUUGCUCGAUAUGGUGGACAAGGGGAGACGUUAUGAAAAGUUAAAUGUAAGUUGAAGGAUAAUUUAAACACAAUCUACUAAAGAACAAGGAAGUUCAUGUAACAAAAAUGAUCAAACCUUGUCUAUAUUCAAUUACCAUAACUGUGUUUAUUUUUCAACAGAGUUUGCAAACUGAAAGCAAUAUCCCAGAUGUUGAAGGUAUUUAUUUAACAACCCCAAACCACAGUGGUUAAAUAUGAAUCAUAAAAUUAUGGUUACAAUAUAAAAUAAUUUUUUAUCAUAUUUCUACAGGCAUUGUUUUAUUGGGAGAACCAGUAAGAUGGGAAAGUGCUCUUCAGUUGUGUGUAGAUUUGCUGGUUUCAAACGGCAACCCGUCUAAACGUCUUGACCACAUCCCUGAUCAACAUAUUCCUGUGGUUGCCUGUAAUACCGACCUACUAUGGAUGGCCGAGGCACCCUUACCACGGUAGGAUAGUUUAUGACACUUUCUCCAUCUGCUUGAAGACACAUGAAACAAUUAACCUUGAGGUUGACUCAACAGGAUUCAAUUAUAUCCAAGGUCAUUGUUGAACUUCACACCAUUAUCCUAAAGCCCAGGUCACAUUACACAACGAUAACUUGUAUACAUGCGCUGGUCAAAAAUUUAUCGUUAUCGUCCGACUGAAAAAAAAAACGCUCCGGUGAGUGAUUUUAAAAUUGUUAUAGUCAAACGAUAAUUUUUUCAUUGUAGUGUGGACACUAACACAAUUGUUUUGCCAAUUAUCGUUGUGUAGUGUGACCGGGUGUUUAGGCUAAUUAGUGCUCUCAAGCAAAUAUAUUCUAUACAUAAUAUAUUGCACAUUUUCUUCAGAUUUGGUCAUGGUGCGUUCUUAUUGUGUCUAGAGUCACUGUAUCAGGUAUGAUAUUUAAUGCUUCCAUUAUAUGCAAAUACAUUCUAUAUUAAAUUUUAUAUCUUUUUUUAGAAAAUCACUGGCCAUUCAUUAAACUAUGGGAUGAUUACUGGCAAACCAUUUUUGAUAACGUACAAGUAUGCUGAGAGAAUUAUUGAAAAAUAUUUGCAGAGUAAAUUUAGUGUUGAGACAUCAAAUUGCCUGAAAAGGAUUUAUGUAAUAGGGUAAGUUCAUGGUCUUGCUAGAACGUCUCAUCUCAACCAAAAAUCAUGCUGUGUGUCAAAACAUUCAGAAUUGCAACUAUAUUCCUACGCCUUUUUCUGCUGAUAUGUCAAAGUAUUAUUAUUAGCUAUUGACAGGACUAUUGACAUUUUUUCAAGCAAAAUGGGUCAUUCCAGAAAAUAUCCAUACCUCCCCCCAUGGAGGAAAUUGCAAGUUAAACCCCUCUACCCUCUUCGGAAUUCGAUCCUAAUAUACACUAACUAUUAUCAGAAACAAUUUUUCCCCUCCCCCUCAAUCCGGAUGGCAGAAAUUUACUCUGUAGGGGGAGUGUGAACCUUUCUUGGAAUGUGACCCUGGCCAAUGAAACAUCUAAAUGAAUGUAUUUCUGUUUUAGAGACAACCCAGACACAGACAUCUAUGGAGGAAAUUUGUAUAAAGAACACAUCAAACAUUCACUCGCAGAAUCUGAAAAUAUUCAUUCUACAAAUGUUGCCAAUGUCAUUUCAGUACUGGUUGCAACAGGAGUGCACUCGAAAGGCAACUUAAAGACUUUGGUUGAGAUGCCAGAUCACGUUCAUAAAGAUGUUAUAUUUCAACCAAACAUGAGAACUCCAGACUACAAUGUUGAAAAUAUCACUGAGGCUGUUAGAUUAAUUAUAGAAAAUGAAAGAACAUAA